CUGACCAAUCGAUAGAAUUUAUUUUCAAUUUGAAUUUCAUUUCCCCAAUCUAUAAAAUAGAGGACUCAGCGUAUAACUGUAAUCUGUUUGUUACAAAGAAAAAUCAAGAUGGAGAAGAAGCAAGUAAAACAAGCCAUGGUGGUUUUUAGUGCUCUUGCAUUUGGAUGGGUUGCUAUUGAGAUGGCUUUCAAACCUUUUCUCGAUAGCAUUCGUGCCGCCAUGGACAAGUCCGAUCCUCAACGCGACCCUGAUGAUGUCACCGACGAUGCUGCAGCCGCCGCCGCCAAAGAUUUACUUUCUGAUGCCGAUGCUGAUGCUGAUGCUGCCGUCGUUUCAGACGAUAAGCCAGCAACCGUCUGAUGAUAGUGGUCCGAAAUGAGGAAGGGAGAGUUAUCCAAGCAAGGCAAGUGAAGCUUGCUGGCAAUUUUUCACCUAGGGUAGCUGAAUCGAUGGGGAUCCGGAAAGCUUUGAGUUGGCUUAAGGAGCUUGAUAAAGUGGUUGUUGAAUCCGACGCAUUGGAGAUUGUGGCGGAAAUUAGAAACCCGGAUCUUGUUGAUCAAGAUAUCAUUGUUGAGGAUUGUGCGAAUUUAGCAAAACAGUUUAGUAAUGUUUUAUUUUUGUUUGUGAGGCGAUCUGCGAAUCAGGCUGCGCAUGCUAUGGCGCAAAAUACCCGUUCCAUUUCAGGUCAUCAGGAGUGGUUUAGCAACUUUCCUGAAUUUCUCACAUUUGUAACUGCUUUGAAUUAUUAAUGAUAUCUCCGAUUUGAUUUUCAAAAAAAAAAAAUAGUAAUAUUCUUUUGCGCUGUCAAACAUAUAUAUCGUUUGAAUUUUAGUUUAUUGAUUUUAAUAUCUUAA
Molecule: messenger RNA, 854 nt
Organism: Mercurialis annua (annual mercury)
Lineage: Eukaryota; Viridiplantae; Streptophyta; Magnoliopsida; Malpighiales; Euphorbiaceae
Product: outer envelope membrane protein 7
Exons: 2
Coding region: 109-360 (83 amino acids)
Cellular component (GO): chloroplast outer membrane
Source: RefSeq, a predicted model, not a curated record